CCCUUGUCUUGUCUUUCCGCGUACCUUAUUUGGUUGACAUCCGUCCUUUUCGUGCUGUUUUAUAUCCGGUUUGAAGUAUUCUUGGAAGUUGCGGAUCGGCCUCUCAACCUUGCACGUGCUCACUUGCUAUCCCUGUCUCUAAUUGUUCUUCUACGAUUCUUCGCCGGGCAAUCGCGCAAUUGUCCCUUGCAUACCUCAAUUAUCUCUUCUGGGCGUGAUCGUGCACUUACACCAACAAAAAGAUGGCGGACGACCAUAUAAAAGGGACCGUAGAGUCAAAGAGCGAUGUUGAGGCUGAUUGUCAAGCACCGGUCGAUACGGUUUCCGGCCUCCCUCUGGAUGCGAAUCCGGCUGGCAAGAGUCGUUGGGAGCGCAGUUGGCCCACCAUCGCCUGCGGUGCUGGGCUUUUCUCUGAUGGAUAUCUGAACGGUAUAAUCGGACCUGUCAAUACGAUUCUCAAAAGACUCUAUCCGACAGAGUAUGCCAACUCAACUGCAAGCCAGAACGUUUCGUCGAUCACUUUCGUGGGGACUGUGGUGGGUAUGCUCAUUUUUGGUUACACAAGCGAUCAUUGGUCGCGCAAAUGGUCGCUGAUGAUCUCGACAAUCAUUCUAUUCAUCUUUGCUGCUCUAUGUGCUGGCGCAUACGGAUACAAUAACAGUCAUUAUGGCCUGUUCGCCGCACUGACAGCCUAUCGAUUCUUCUUGGGCAUCGGAAUUGGUGGAGAAUAUCCCGCAGGAAGUGUGGCAUGCGCCGAGAACACUGGGGAACUUAAAAAAGGCCAUCGAAAUCGUUGGUUUGUUAUGUUCACCAACUUCCAGAUUGACUUUGCAUAUGUCAUUUCGGCAUUGGUUUCCAUGAUUUUGGUUCUGAUUUUCACCGAGAAUCACCUACGCGCAGUCUGGCGUGUUGGGCUGGGACUGGGUGUCAUUCCUCCCUUGAGUCUGAUGUAUUUGCGGCUGAAGCUCGAAGAGCCUGAAGAGUUUGACCGAGAACGCAUGCACACUUUCCCGAUAUGGUUGAUUGUCAAGUUUUACUGGAAACGAUUGGCUGUACUCUCCCUCAUAUGGUUCUUGUAUGACUUUUCGUCCUAUUCCUUCAGCAUUUACUCUUCGGAUUGGAUAGCCAUAAUUCUGGGGGAUAGCGCUCCGCUUUGGAAGAGCUUCGGUUGGACAACCUUGACCUACUCGUUCUACAUUCCGGGAUCCUUUCUUGGUAGUCUGUCCAGUGACUGGAUUGGGCCCCGCAAUAGCUUGGCUAUCGGUGUACUUUUCCAAGGCAUCGUCGGAUUCAUCAUGUCAGGCUGCUAUGAGUAUCUUUCGACCCCGAAGAAUGUGGCGGCCUUCGUCGUGGUGUUCGGCAUCUUUUCCAGUCUUGGAGAGUUUGGCCCCGGUGACAACAUCGGCCUUUGCUGUGCGAAGAGUAGCGCGACCGCCGUCAGAGGUCAAUUUUAUGCCAUCGCUGCUGCCGCCGGGAAAAUUGGCGCUUUUGUUGGCACCUAUGUGAUUCCUAUCGUCCAGAAGAACGCACCCAACUCAGUCCGUGCAGGCCAGGAUCCAUUUUUCGUCUCGAGUUCCCUGUGUAUCUUCAGCGCGGCGUUAGCCUACUUCUUUCUGCCACAGAUUGGUCAGGAUACCAUCACGGACGAGGAUGCUAAGUUUCGUGCUUACCUCGAGACCCAUGGAUAUGAUACGAGCUUGAUGGGCAAUCACACGAGGCCCGAGGAGCAGUAA
Messenger RNA from Aspergillus saccharolyticus JOP 1030-1, 1733 nucleotides. Its product is annotated as putative MFS phospholipid transporter (Git1). Gene Ontology annotation, biological process: carboxylic acid transport; transmembrane transport. The coding region runs from base 243 to 1733 and encodes 496 amino acids. The record is from RefSeq and is a predicted model, not a curated record. Gene Ontology annotation, molecular function: carboxylic acid transmembrane transporter activity. The transcript is spliced from 6 exons. Lineage: Eukaryota; Fungi; Ascomycota; Eurotiomycetes; Eurotiales; Aspergillaceae. Gene Ontology annotation, cellular component: plasma membrane.